AUGCCGCCACAGCUGCCUAGGUUCCCUGGCGGGCCAAACACUAUUUCGCCCUACCACCAGCAGUUCUCCUCCCACGCGCAAGGCCACGGCCCUAGCCAUGGACCGCCCUUGGGUGCCAACCCUUCCUACCUCAAUGCGAAUGCCGCCCAGAUCAGCCCUUUUUCCACGAACGGAAACGUCCUCAGCGGCACCCCCGGCCUGAAUGGCGGCUUCCCUAUCGGCGCCGACACCGGGCUGGGGAGCCAUGCUGCGCGGAUGGGUUUUGCGCACGCGGCAAGCCUCCAGCAGCAACAGCAACAGCAACAGCACGGCCAGCCGCAACACAACUUCGCGCUCGAUCACGGCGCUGCGCCGGCGCGGACGACGCAGAACAAGGGGAGGAUAAGGGAAGUGUGGAAGCACAACCUCCACGAGGAAAUGGCGGUGCUGAGGGAGCUUGUCGAUAAGUACCCUUAUAUCGCUAUGGAUACGGAAUUCCCAGGCGUGGUGUCCCGGCCAAUGGGCUCUUUUAGGGGAAAGAGCGAUUACCACUACCAAUGCCUGCGAACCAAUGUCGACAUGCUCAAAGUCAUCCAGAUCGGACUGACGCUGUUCAACGAAGACGGCGAGACCCCGCCCGCGCGACCGAACUCUCAGCAGGACAUCGAACUGAGCGCAGCUCAACGAAGAGCGGCGUCACAAGGCCCGUUCCCUUACGCAUGGCAGUUCAACUUCAAGUUCUCUGUCAAGGAUGACAUGUACAACGAAAAAUCGAUUGAGUCAUUAUCCAGUGCCGGAAUCGACUUUGCCUCUCUCGAGAGGGACGGUAUCGACCCCCACGAAUUCGCCUCCCUCCUUAUUCCAUCCGGCCUCGUAUGCUUUGACAACGUGAAAUGGAUCUCGUUCCACGGAGGCUACGACUUUGGCUACCUUACUAAACUCCUCACAUGCAACGACCUCCCCAACGACGAGGCGGACUUCGAUCAAGUCAUGAAAUUGUACUUCCCGUCGGCUUAUGAUGUUAAGCACCUCAUGAAGCAUGCCAUCCGUCUCCACAACUCCGGGCUCCUAACUCCUAGCGACCCUAGCAGCGCCGACAUCCUCCAGAAGUUUGAACACAAGUCUGGCCUCGAGAACAUCGCCGAUUCUCUAAAGAUUAAGCGAGUGGGGAAUGCGCACCAGGCCGGUUCCGAUUCCCUCCUCACGGGCAAAGUUUUCUUCCAGAUGCGGGACAAGAUCUUCAACGGAGAAAUCCCAGAAGAGCACGUCGGCAAGGUCUGGGGCUUGGGCAUUCCCGAGCUGUUGGUCUUGGACAGACUGUCGUUCGGCAACAAUGGCGGGAACCAGGAUUCGACGCAAGGCCAGGGUCCCAACGGCCAGCACAACGGAGCGCCGAGCACACCUAAUACCGCCAGCGUUGGCCUCGUAAGCACACCCGCCGCGCAGUCGCACAAUACCAACGGCAUCUCUAUGGGGCCAAUGACGCCGGGCGGAGGAGGCGGAGUGUUCGGCAGCUUUGCCUUUGGAGGCUCCAGAUGA
Messenger RNA from Colletotrichum graminicola M1.001, 1518 nucleotides. RefSeq names its product CAF1 family ribonuclease. Gene Ontology annotation, cellular component: P-body; CCR4-NOT core complex; CCR4-NOT complex. The transcript is spliced from 2 exons. The record is from RefSeq and is a predicted model, not a curated record. NCBI's taxonomy places the organism in Eukaryota, Fungi, Ascomycota, Sordariomycetes, Glomerellales, Glomerellaceae. Bases 1 to 1518 code for a protein of 505 amino acids. Gene Ontology annotation, molecular function: poly(A)-specific ribonuclease activity; nucleic acid binding.